CAAGACAGGAAUAUGUCUGAUAAAUCAACGUCAAUGGACAACGAAAUUCAAAAGGAUGAACUCACAGCAUUAGAAAGUAUUUAUAACGAAGAAGAAUUUUCGUAUCGCAGUGAACAUGAUCAGUAUGAAAUAACGCUGAAAGUGUUUUUAAAUCUUCCUGAAAAUUAUUUUUUUACUUACAAAGACACUCGUCAACAUAAUCAACACACAGAAAAAGUCAAUAUCUCUCAUUUACCACCGUUAACAUUAUUAGUUACAUUGCCAGCAGAUUAUCCAUCAAUUUCAUCGCCAAAGUUUACACUUAGGUCUUCAUGGUUAAAUCCAUCUUCCAUAUCCAAACUUUGUAAGAAAUUAGAUAAACUGUGGGAGAACAAUAAAGGUCAAGAGGUAUUGUUUACAUGGAUUGGUUUCCUCCAAUCUGAAACUCUGGAAUUUUUAAACAUACAAGAAUGCAUUAACAUAAAUCAUGCUUAUACAUUUUAUAAAAUGAGUUUGGAAAAAACACAAGUGAAAGACAAUCUAAUUAACAAUGAAAAUACCACAAGUGCCAGUGAAAAUUGUAAAGUGAAUAACAUACAAGAAGAUAGUGCUUCGAGCGCUAGUCAUAAUAAAAAAGGCAAAAAGAUUAGUGUCAGAAAAAAAACUAAAAAAGUUAAAAAUAAAAGAACAUUUGAUAGACGAGCUGUGACUGAUAUAAUUGUUGGAAGAAAUCCUGUUCAAAUGCUGAUGGAUUAUAAUGAACUGCGUAAUCAGAUUGAAUUCAGAAAAAAUUUUUAUUCUUGUAAAAUCUGUUUUACAGAUAAAUUAGGAGAACAUUGUACUCAAUUUUUACCAUGCAAUCACAUUUUUUGUAAGGAUUGUAUACUUGGCUAUUUUGUUGUUAAAAUUAAAGAAGGUACAGUACAAAAUAUUUUAUGCCCUGAAGAUAAAUGCAAAUCUGAAGCUACACCUGGUCAAGUCAAAGAUCUUGUAUCACCUGAGUUAUUUUCGAAAUAUGAUUCCAUAUUACUGAACACAACUUUGGAUACCAUGACUGACAUAAUUUAUUGUCCUCGUAAAAGUUGUCAGUAUCCAGUAAGCAGAGAACCAGAUGAAACAAUGGCUCACUGCCCUGUUUGUCAGUAUGCAUUUUGUAUUUUCUGUAAAGCUGUGUAUCAUGGAAUUGAGCCAUGUAAAACUAACACAGCUGAAAAACAAAAUCUUGUUAAGGAAUAUGUAGAUGCUUCAGAUGAAAGGAAAGCUGAGCUAGAGUUACGUUACGGUAAAAAGCAAUUACAAACUCUUGUCGAAAAUACUAUGUCUGAAAAUUGGAUAGAUAGAAAUAGUCAAAACUGUCCUAAAUGCGAUGCAGCUAUUGAGAAAUCAGAUGGCUGUAAUAAAAUGACGUGCUGGAAAUGUAAAACGUUCUUUUGUUGGAUGUGUAAAGCUAAAUUAAAUCACGAUGACCCUUACCUUCAUUAUCGUGAUCCAAAUUCUAAAUGCUUUAAUAUGUUGUAUCACGGUAUGGUGUUUGAUGAGGAAGAGGAAGAUUACGGUGAUUUUGUUGUUUUGUUUGAAACAGAUUCAAGCGAUGAUAGUUAUGGUGGUUAUGAUCGUUACUCCGAUGACUAUGACGAUGAUGAAGACGACUACAUUGAUAUAGAAGCUGAUUAGUUUCAUCCGCUUUGUUUGUUUUUUUUGUUUGUUUUUUUCUUUUGAAAUGUUGAACCGAUAAUUUUUUAAUCCACACCUUACUACCGCUAAUUUUACAAUUGCUAGAUAAUUUAUAUUUUAUAUGAUUUAAAUUACUUUUUUUUUAAUUAUAUAGUUUUGAACAAAUCAACAGCUUGUACAGGAACAAAUCAUAUUAGUUAUUUAAAAAAUUAAAUGUUCCAAUACAAAAUAUUUUCUCUGUUGUAAAUUUGUGCGUUGUAAAUACCUGCAUCUUAUAUAUUUUUAUUGG
Phymastichus coffea is the source of this 1942-nucleotide messenger RNA. RefSeq names its product E3 ubiquitin-protein ligase RNF14-like. NCBI's taxonomy places the organism in Eukaryota, Metazoa, Arthropoda, Insecta, Hymenoptera, Eulophidae. Gene Ontology annotation, cellular component: cytoplasm; ubiquitin ligase complex. Gene Ontology annotation, molecular function: ubiquitin conjugating enzyme binding; ubiquitin protein ligase activity; zinc ion binding. The transcript has 5 exons. The record is from RefSeq and is a predicted model, not a curated record. Bases 13 to 1653 code for a protein of 546 amino acids. Gene Ontology annotation, biological process: ubiquitin-dependent protein catabolic process; positive regulation of proteasomal ubiquitin-dependent protein catabolic process; protein polyubiquitination.